CGCCUCACCUGGCCUGAUUGGUGGUGCACCCCAAGGAAAAAAUAAAAUAAAAAAUUAUUGCCACUGGCAACCAAUCAGAUCGCAGCUCACACUUUCUACCCUGUUCUAUCAAACUGUCACUUGGAAUUUGAUUGGUUACUUUGGACAACACUACAAUGUGUUGUUUUUUUGUUUUGUUUUUUAAGAGUCCACUCCCAACCCCCCAAAAAAACACAACUCCCUGUAGCAGUCUGACAUCCCUUCGCCAGGGUGACGGUCACAACAAGCUCAUGUCCUGCUGGUGACUUUUUCCGGUUCGUAUUGUUCUCCCCUCAAUCCUUCCGUCGUGCAGUUCUGGCAGCACAGUGCGCAUGCGCGCUCAGGUCAUUCGUCUCCUAGCAACCAGCAGAGCGACUGUAGCAACCGAAACAUGGCUAAAGCAACAACUAUUAAAGAUGCGCUAUCCAAAUGGGAAGAAAAGACGGGGCAGAAAGCGGCAGAAGCCAAAGAAGUGAAGCUGUAUGCACAGGUCCCACCCAUUGAGAAGAUGGAUGCCUCCCUGUCCACACUGGUCAACUGCGAGAAAUUAUCGCUUUCCACCAAUUGCAUUGAAAAAAUUGCCAAUCUGAAUGGACUGAAAAACCUCAGAAUAUUGUCUCUAGGAAGGAAUAAUAUAAAGAAUUUAAAUGGAUUGGAAGCUGUUGGAGAAACUCUAGAAGAGCUGUGGAUCUCCUACAAUUUAAUUGAGAAGUUGAGAGGGAUUCAUGUCAUGAGGAAGUUAAAAGUUCUCUACAUGUCUAACAAUGUUGUGAAAGACUGGGCGGAGUUUGGGAAGCUGGCUGAUCUGCCGUGUUUGGAGGACCUAGUGUUUGUUGGGAAUCCUCUGGAGGAAAAGCACAUGCUAGAGGGUAACUGGAUAGAAGAGGCGACAAAACGUCUUCCCAAGCUAAAGAAACUGGAUGGAAAUCCAGUCAUAAAGCAAGACGAAGAGGACGGGGAUGAGGCCUCCUAAUCUAUUUUUGGUAUCCUAUUAAAUUAUUUGAAUAUAUCGAUCAAAAAAUAUAAUUUUUUUUUUUUUUUAUAAAUGUUAUUUGUAUAUAAGAAAUAUGUUUUGGAAUGGUUUCAUUUUUUUACUUACAUCCUUGUGUAUGAAAGCAUUAUCUUAACCAUUCAAACAGUAUCAGGGUGAAGAAAACGCUCCAAAAAUAUAUAUAUCUACGGUAUUUUAUUUGCACAAAAUGGAGGAUGAAUAUAGAAUUUUUCCUCCCAUCUGAAAUGAAGCACACAGAAAAUAUGUUAGCAAUACAGGCUGUUAUGUUACAGUGAUAGGUUAUUGGUCUCAUCCAUUAAAGGGGUUUUGUCGACCAGCAACACAGGAUAGGGUAAAAGUGUCUGAUGGGUGAGGGUCCAACUGCUGGGACCCCUGCCGAUAACGAGACCAACGGUCCUGUGGACUCUGCAAUCUGUGGAAGCCCCAUAUGGUUGAGUUGUGCAGCAGCAGACAUGCACGACUGCCACUCAGUUCAAACAGGGGACAACAGCCACCCCCCUACUUAUGAUGGAGGGCUUCCCCAGCAGUUGAAUCUCAUACCAUCAGACACUUAACCCCUAUCCUGGUGUCAGUUUUGCUCUCCUGCAUUGGUGAGACUACAUGUUAAGGGGGUUGUGUCAUCUCAAGCAUUGGUGGCACCUCAGGGACCCGCACCGAUCUCUAGAACGGAGCCCGCAAAGUGAAGGAGAGCAGACCCCACACGGGCGGCCUCCCUCCAUUCAUUUCUAUGGGAGUGUUGAAAAUAGCCGAGCGGCGCACUUUCAUUUUUAGAGGUCCUUUAGCAAUGAAUAGCGCAAGUUGUGGCAAACACAAAAGGGUAGCGGUGCUCAUGGGGUAGUAGGUCUAAUGCAGGCAUCCUCAAACUACAACUCCCACAAUGCCCUGCUGUAGGCUGAUACCUGUAGGCUGUUCGGGCAUGCUGGGAGUUGUAGUUUUGCAACAGCUGGAGGGCCGCAGGUUGAGCAUGCCUGGUCUAAUGGUUAUAGAGCGGUAUUAGAUAAUUGUGCUCACCUUUAUGUGUUGUGCAGGCAGAAUGCAUGUAGACACAGUGGGUCAGCGCUGCCGUGUCUUCAGAUCCUCAGACCAUUGGGUAGCCAACCCUCCGGUAAGAGUAAACAGAACAGAUAAAAGGAUGCAGACAAUAGGGAGGGCCUGCACAACUUGGACACCUCCUGGCGCAAACAAGACCAGAAUGAUUGAAAGAAAUUGCAUUGCGGAUGUGUGACCCAAUUCACUGAUCCAUUCGCAUGAUCAGUGGACUCCUCAGAUCCUGUGGAUAGGUGAUACGUUUUUAUGGUAGGACAACCAGUUUCAGUCAGAAAACCAUGAAGUAUUGGCCAUAAUCCUGUUCUAUAAGAAGUAGUGUCUAGCCUCUGCCACCUAUAAGCUGUAUGUGGGGGACAUACCUUUUAUAGACCAUGUACAUACCGUGUUUGCCAAGAUCUGCUCUGUAUUAAAAAUCGAUACUUUUUGAGCUGGUAUUUUUGUGGUAUUACUAAAAGGCUGUCUCAAGACAUUGCUGACAAUUUAAUGCAUCCCUUUCCAAAUUCUUAGUCUGUUUUUUUAACUCUUGUACCUUCUCUUUUUUUUAUACUGUUGUAUGAUGUUCAUGCAUAACGUUAUUGUACAACAAU
Messenger RNA from Bufo gargarizans (Asiatic toad), 2664 nucleotides. Its product is annotated as dynein axonemal light chain 1. The coding region runs from base 410 to 991 and encodes 193 amino acids. Gene Ontology annotation, cellular component: cytoplasm. The transcript has 8 exons. The record is from RefSeq and is a predicted model, not a curated record. Gene Ontology annotation, molecular function: protein kinase binding. NCBI's taxonomy places the organism in Eukaryota, Metazoa, Chordata, Amphibia, Anura, Bufonidae.